AUUUUUCUUCCUCAAUAUGGUCCGCUCUCGGCCAAGUGAGGGCGUUCAAUAAUCACUCGCCAUGCUGAAUAGCCUGAUGCUUACUGAAUGCCUUGUUACAUAUCAGGCUACAUGUCAUCUACCGCCAGAGCCCGCAUUAUUCCCGCCAAACGUCCUCUCCUGCCUCCGAAGUCUUCCCAAUCGUCCGUCCGUCUGAAUCCCAGCUCCAAACCGGCCGAUAUCCAGAUCCGAGAACCUGCCUUCUCAGAGAACGAUAAUGUUCAAGAAGACCAGCAAGAAAGAAGUCGCCCGGUGAUUGUCGAAUGCGACUUCUCCAAAGCCCCGCAGCCACUUCUGGAUCCGGAUAUUUGGAGUAGGAUGCGGAAACAGGCCCAAGAAUCAACUCAAGGACGGGAGGAUGGAUUUUCCGGUGAUAUAGAGGAAUGUGAGAGGAAAAGAGAAAGAGAAGCAGAGUAUGGAUGGCUUGCCAUCCAAGGCAGAGCGGCUAGAAGGAAGAAGGGAUGAUCAUUUCUGUCUGCUGAGGCGUAUUGAUUGGAUCUCACAUAUGAUGUUAUGACAGAUACUUGGGUCUACUUGGAUACGAUCAGUCAGCCACCAUGAUGGAGCAGUGUAAAUGGGUUGGCAUGGGCAUUAUACGACUGCGUUAGCAUGGCCUACAUAGGCAUGAGAGAUUUAAGAUAAAAAUAAAUGCAUUGAAGAUUCUUGGAUAGCUCAUC
Aspergillus ruber CBS 135680 is the source of this 716-nucleotide messenger RNA. RefSeq lists its product as uncharacterized. The record is from RefSeq and is a predicted model, not a curated record. The coding region runs from base 88 to 504 and encodes 138 amino acids. Lineage: Eukaryota; Fungi; Ascomycota; Eurotiomycetes; Eurotiales; Aspergillaceae. The transcript has a single exon.